CAGAGGGAUAGUACUAGAGCAGUGAAAACAGCUAAAAGCAAAGCAACAAAAAGCACAAUGAACUAACUACACACUCAACAACUACACAUAUCAUAUCCCUCAACAAGAAUCAAGAAAAUCAUCAUGUUUCAGAGGUUAGGGACGAUUGGAGCCAGUUAAUUGAAUUCCACCGAUGCAUAUUGCUGAGAGCUUUAUUUUUUUGUUCUUUUAUUGGGUUUCAAAAAUUCAGAAUCAGAAGCUCUAAAUCGGGCGUUCAUUUUCUUAAAUCGAGAAGAAGUGGGUGUAAAUCAGGAACAUUUUAUCCAGUUUUUUGAUAAGGGAUUACGACUGAGUGAUGAUGGCGAUGUCCUGCAAGGAUGGUAAGGGUGCAAUUAUGGAUAAUGGGAAGUAUGUUCGCUACACACCUGAGCAGGUUGAAGCCCUUGAAAGGCUCUAUCAUGAAUGCCCAAAACCCAGUUCUAUUCGUCGUCAACAACUCAUUCGUGAAUGCCCUAUUCUCUCCAACAUUGAACCCAAACAGAUCAAAGUUUGGUUCCAAAAUCGAAGAUGCAGAGAGAAACAGAGGAAAGAGGCUUCCCGUCUUCAGUCUGUUAAUCGGAAACUGACAGCUAUGAACAAGCUUUUAAUGGAGGAAAACGAUCGGUUGCAGAAGCAAGUGUCGCACCUGGUAUAUGAAAACGGAUGUUUUCGUCAACAUACACAAAAUACGACGACAGUUGCUACAAAAGACACUAGCUGUGAAUCGGUGGUGUCAAGUGGUCAACAACGGCAUUUAACCCCCCAGCAUCCCCCACGGGAUGCCAGCCCUGCUGGACUUUUGUCCAUUGCAGAGGAAACUUUAACAGAGUUUCUUUCGAAGGCUACUGGAACCGCUGUUGAGUGGGUUCAGAUGCCUGGAAUGAAGCCUGGUCCGGAUUCCAUUGGAAUCGUUGCUAUCUCUCAUGGUUGCACCGGUGUGGCAGCACGAGCCUGCGGCCUGGUCGGUCUCGAGCCAACAAGGGUUGCUGAAAUCCUCAAGGAUCGCACCUCUUGGUUCCGGGACUGCCGAGCUGUGGAUGUCCUCGACGUGCUGCCCACCGCUAAUGGUGGAACCAUCGAACUUCUGUACAUGCAGCUUUACGCCCCUACAACUUUGGCUACAGCUCGUGACUUCUGGUUGCUGCGGUAUACGUCGGUUACUGAAGAUGGGAGUCUAGUGGUCUGUGAAAGAUCUCUUACGAACACCCAAAACGGUCCAUGUAUACCAUGUGUGCCAAAUUUUGUUCGGGCGGAGAUGCUGCCUAGUGGCUACCUUAUUAGGCCUUGUGAAGGUGGUGGCUCGAUUAUUCACAUUGUCGAUCAUAUGAAUUUAGAGCCAUGGACUGUACCUGAAGUUUUGCGCCCUUUGUAUGAAUCACCAACUGUUCUUGCUCAAAAAACAACGAUGAUGGCGUUACGCCAAUUGAGGCAAAUAGCUCAGGAGGUUUCUCAGGCGAGUACCCCUAACUGGGGACGAAGACCUGCGGCGUUAAGAUCACUUAGCCAGAGGUUGAGCAGGGGGUUCAACGAAGCGGUUAAUGGGUUUACCGAUGAGGGGUGGUCGUUAAUGGGUAACGAUGGAAGUGACGACGUUACAAUUCUCGUUAACUCUUCCCCUGAAAAACUCAUGGGAUUGAAUCUUUCCUUCUCAAACGGAUACCCAUCCGUUAACACCGCCAUCUUAUGCGCAAAAGCCUCCAUGCUUCUACAGAAUGUUCCGCCGGCACUCCUGCUUAGGUUCUUGAGGGAACACCGUUCAGAAUGGGCCGACAACAAUGUCGAUGCUUACGCUGCUUCAGCCGUCAAACUUGGCCCGUGUAGCUUACCCGGGUCGACCCGACUCGGAAGUUUUGGCGGUCAAGUUAUUCUCCCGCUUGCUCAUACAAUCGAACAUGAAGAGCUUUUGGAGGUGAUAAAAUUGGAGGGCGUUAGUAAUUGCCCUGAAGAUGCAUUAAUGUCAAGAGACAUGUUCCUCCUUCAACUAUGUAGCGGGAUGGACGAGAACGCGGUUGGGAUGUGCUCGGAACUCGUUUUUGCUCCAAUCGAUGCUUCUUUUGCUGACGAUGCACCUCUUUUGGCUUCCGGUUUUCGCAUCAUUCCUCUUGAUUCUGGCAAGGAGGCUUCGAGUCCUAACCGUACACUUGAUCUUGCAUCGGCUCUUGAAGUGAAAGGCUCCGGGAACAAACUUUCCGGCGACCGGAAUGUCGGUGGUGGUGGCGGGAGUGCUCGGUCGGUGAUGACGAUAGCUUUUGAGUUUGCAUUUGAGAGUCACAUGCAAGAAAGUGUGGUGGCAAUGGCCCGCCAGUAUGUCCGGAGUAUUAUAUCAUCUGUUCAACGCGUUGCAUCGGCUUUAUCACCUUCUCAUUUGAAUCCAAAUGGAGGUGGUAUUCAGUCAACAUUAGGGAACCCUGAAGCACAUACUUUGGCACGUUGGAUUUCACAUAGUUACAGGGGUUACUUAGCUGUGGAGCUGUUUAAAACUGUGGGUGAAGGAAGUGAAUCGAUUCUUAAAUCUCUUUGGCACCACUCGGAUGCAAUCGUUUGCUGCUCUAUGAAGGCGUUACCAGUUUUUACAUUUGCAAACCAGGCUGGACUUGACAUGCUUGAGACGACACUUGUUGCACUACAAGACAUAAGUUUGGAGAAGAUUCUUGAUGAACAUGGAAGAAAGGGUUUAUGUGCAGAGUUUCCACAGAUAAUGCAGCAGGGUUUUGCGUGUCUUCAAGGUGGGAUCUGUGUAUCCAGCAUGGGUAGACCUGUUUCUUAUGAGAGAGCUGUGGCAUGGAAGGUACUGAAUGACGAUGAUAAUGCUCAUUGCAUCUGCUUCAUGUUCAUCAACUGGUCCUUUGUUUAAAUCUAGAAUCUGAAUCAUAUGAUAUGCUAGUUUUUUUUUUUUUUUUUAAUCUUUUGCUGGAAGUAAAAAGAUGGUUAAAUUAUGCGGGAGCUUGUGUUUUUUAACUUUGAAUGUUUAUUUAGUUAUUUAUCCUGUCCCUUUUAGUUUU
This is a messenger RNA of Lactuca sativa (garden lettuce), 3020 nucleotides long. Its product is annotated as homeobox-leucine zipper protein ATHB-15. NCBI's taxonomy places the organism in Eukaryota, Viridiplantae, Streptophyta, Magnoliopsida, Asterales, Asteraceae. Gene Ontology annotation, molecular function: DNA-binding transcription factor activity; DNA binding; lipid binding. The record is from RefSeq and is a predicted model, not a curated record.